UUGGGUGUUGUUGUUUUUGUUUCAGUGGAUGAAUAUGAGGAGACAACAACAAUUGAUGGUGAAACCAUUUGUUCAAGCGUGUGGCCUUGUGCACGUUGGUAUGCAGACCCGGAUGCUUCGUUUCUAGACCCGCCACAAUGCAUCGAAGAAGAAGAAGAUGAAGUAGAAGAAAUGGAAGAAGUAGAAGAGGUUGAAGAAGAAGUUGAAGAAGUAGGAGAAGUAGAAGAAGUAGAAGAAGAACAAGAAGAGGUCAUUGAUUCAGCUUCUGCAGAGAUACCCAAUGGUGAAAUCCCCAGUGGAGGUACUGUCUUAGAGGACACUUGUGAUGUUGGCAAGAAACCAGAUAUGCCCAUUUAGUUUUUUUGUUCUGUUUUUGGUGUUAACAAUGUUUGUUGAACCUUUUGCUUAAGUUGAUUUGCUUCUUUAGACCAAUCAUGUGAAACAAGUAGAUAUUUAACAACAAUAGCUACUGCAUUGUUGUUAUCCAUUAUCUACAUACAAAUUCAAGUGAUUGCUAGUGUAGUAGUCACUAGUCACAUA
Molecule: messenger RNA, 540 nt
Organism: Arabidopsis lyrata subsp. lyrata
Lineage: Eukaryota; Viridiplantae; Streptophyta; Magnoliopsida; Brassicales; Brassicaceae
Product: histone H3.v1
Exons: 2
Source: RefSeq, a predicted model, not a curated record